This is a messenger RNA of Caenorhabditis briggsae, 1584 nucleotides long. Bases 1 to 1584 code for a protein of 527 amino acids. Gene Ontology annotation, biological process: protein dephosphorylation. Lineage: Eukaryota; Metazoa; Nematoda; Chromadorea; Rhabditida; Rhabditidae. Gene Ontology annotation, molecular function: protein tyrosine phosphatase activity. The record is from RefSeq and is a predicted model, not a curated record. The transcript has 6 exons.
AUGGAUUUCCAAAAAUUUCAGAAUUUUCAGACUUUUCAGAUUUUUCAAAUUUUCAAAAUUGAAAUUCCAAGAACGUGCCAAACUGUGUCGCCUCAAAAAUCAAAUCUAGGCCGCCACAAAAAAGUGCCAACUCAAAAAAAAAGCCAAAAAGCCACCAACUCCCCCAAAAACGGUCAGUUUCAAAAUCGAUCUCUCCAAUCUUCGAGUAAUAGUGCUCGGAAAACAAUGCAUCGGAAAACAAACCCAGCAAAACAAGGCGUAAAGCUGCACAGGAACGGAUUUCGUAAAAAGCAAGAAAGAAAGAAAUGUGAAGAUACAAUUGUUGAGGAUGAAAAUGAGCAGCCAGAGAAGAAGAAGACCUCGAAAGAGGACAAAAAAUCGACAUCGGCGGAGCCAAAAAAGCCAAAAUCGAGAGAAAGGGAGCGGACUUCUAAAGAAAAACGAAAAUCGUCGGCAGAGGUGACAGAGAAGGAAAAAGAGCCGGAAAGUCUGAAAAUCGCUAGAGCUGCGAAGGUGUUCUGUAAAUAUCUUCUCGAUAUGAAAGAAUCCAGUCUGAGCACCUAUUUCGAUGAGCAUUUGGCCCGCUAUCAACCCGCCGAUCAAACGUCGACCGAAUGGGACAAAAAUAUGUCAAAGAAUAGAUCUAAAAAUCAAAAACUCUAUGAUAAGACACGUGUUCAGUUGAAAUGUCAGUCUCCAGAAGAUUCGGAAUACAUUAACGCCAGUGUUGUGAAGUUUGAUGGGUCCGACACAGAAUUCAUCAUGACACAGUAUCCCAUGUGGGAGACGGUCCGCGAUUUUUGGAGAAUGGUCUCACAACGAAAAGCUCUGAGAGUUAUUACUAUUUUUGAGCCUUUUGUCGACGAGUCGAUCGCUGAGUGGAAUAAGGUUCCAAGUGUGAUGUCAUCCCCGGCCACGCCCCUUUCUGCAACUGAGCUUCAGCCGGAAGACGAGGCGAAACCUCAAACUCGUGAUCAAAUUGUGAACAAUUCUGUUAGAUGCGAAUCCACCCAAAUCAAGUCAUUCUUUCCACUCUACUCGGAGCACUACAUGAAUCUCAACGGAUGGCUUAUCAAUACGCAGCGAAUCGAAAUUGACGAACGGGAUAAGACAUGGGUCAACACUUAUACCAUCGAGAUAGUUGCCGAUGGGUGUAGUGAGGCAAAUUACGUCCGCGUCUUCAACUGCACAACGUGGCCGUGGAAGAAGGUUCCAAAUGAGGAGAAGAAGUUGUUGGCAUUGGUUAGAGCACCGUGGAAGGAUAUCCAUCCGGGAACUCAACCAAACGAUCCGGUAGUGGUGAUGUGUGAUUUGGGUCUCGACCGUUCGGCUACCGUAGUCCUCACCGCGAUUCUCAUUGAGAUGGUUUUGGCUGGAAAGGCGCCAGAUUGUGAUGCACUAUUUAAGAAAAUGAGGGAUCAGCGAGCCGGAUGCUUUACAAUGUCAAUGUUCUACACUUAUGCAAUUCGUGCCGCCCUGACUUAUUUGAAAAUCAAAUUCCGUCAAAUGCAAGACAUUCCAGAUGACGUUAAGGCAAUGUUGGGCGAGGCAUUGAAUAAGGUUCCAUUCGUUAAAAAAAUUUAG